Molecule: messenger RNA, 1116 nt
Organism: Nezara viridula (southern green stink bug)
Lineage: Eukaryota; Metazoa; Arthropoda; Insecta; Hemiptera; Pentatomidae
Source: the annotation of a GenBank genome assembly
AUGGAAGGUUUAAACGUACCACUUCCACCCGAGCAGGACGAAGAGGGUGCUCAAUCUCUUCAAAAACUCAAGAAGGUCUCAAAGAGGAAAAUAAGAGCACCGAUAAAGAAAACGGUUGAAGUUAAAAACCAAUUUCAACCGCUGGCCGAGAUGCAGACAGAAGAGAAUAUGGCUACAACAGCCGCGACUACACCUUCAGCCUCCACAUCCACAUCCAAAGCAACCCCCAUCAUACAAGAAAACAAGAUACCGCCUGUAGUCAUGGACAGGGAAAGAUUCACCCUACAACAGCCGUCUCCACCACCUCCCACCAAUAGGGCGGAGCCGGAGCAGACCAGUCAUCCCUCCCAUCUCCCACCAACUACAGAAAAGGCUGCGCACGCGCAACAUCAGGACAUACCCACACCACCUUCAACUGACCAAUCACAGCUCAUGGUCACGCUGGAAGCAGUUGCUGACAGUUUAGAACAAUUAUGGAUAUCGUACAAUUUUAUUGAUAAGACAAAAGGAAACCCUCUUUGUGAAUCUUAUGAAGAAUCUGGUUGGAGAUUAGAAGCGACCAGAAAACUACCACAAUUGGAGAAAUUAGAUGGUGAACCAGUGAAAGCUGUAUUCAGUUCUUGCAAGGUCUCAAUUUCAAAGAGAAAAUUCCACCUGAUUAUCCCCAAGCUUGAUUUUGGGACGCUGAAGCAGGUAGCCGAUCUCUCCAGCAACUACCUGCCGCUGAGCCCUACGAGAGGGGAUUGCCUGAAGGGAAACAGCCCUAGCUGCGACAGAUCACACCGAUGUUUCGAAAUUGACCAACACAGCCGACAAUAUACAGCUCAUUAUGUUAAUCAACAGCAGGAUCCAAUUAUAGUGAGCCUGCCCGCCACAGAUUUAUUGAGAAGAGUAGAUUUAGGAGCGGCAAUAGAUCGCUUAACUAGAGAAGUGGCCGCAGUAAAAGCACAAAAGGGAACGAGAACAAGUCAGAGGGAGAAAGGAUCUUCCAGCAGGAAUCAGAGGUCCUCGAGAAGCAAAAGUAGAAGACGGUUGUGCUUUUACCAUGAGCAGUUUAAAGAGGAGACCGCGUGCCGACAGCCCCGCUAUUGGAAACCGACUAGGGCGUCAAACUAG